AACCGGCUUCUGCUCCCAGCCGGCUCAACGCGGCCCAUCUGCUUCCGUUGUGUCGUCCCGAAUUAAUAAUCUGUAUAUAUGUAUAUAUACCCUCGUUUUCCCAUUAUCUUCCCAUGGAGCAAUCCAACCACCAUGACUUCCUCCUACCCCAGCCCUGCUGCCUCUGCUGCCUCUGCCGCUCCCAGCCACAGCUACCAGAUCAAAAAGAAGAAGCGAGUGGGAAAGGCCUGCGACUCGUGCCGGAUCAAAAAGACCAAGUGUGACGGCAAGAAGCCCUGUUCCAAGUGUCUCGUCGACAACAAGAUUUGUACCUUCACCGAGAAACAGUUCAAGAACGACAAGAUAUAUCCCAAGGGCUACAUCAACCUUCUCGAAACACGUUUGGACCUUCUCUCGCGAUCAAUUCUCAAGUUGGUCCACAUAUACUUGUCCAAUGGUGAUCUAUCCUUCCUCAAGUCCUCCAUGUUGAAUGCUCCGAGGAGCCCAAUUGCCAAUGGCACUGAUAAAGAUAGUAAUGAUGAUAAAAACGAUAAAGAUGAUAUAGAUCACAGAGAUAACUGCACUAAUGAUGGCGAAAGUGAUGUUGAAAGUAUCAAUGAUAAUGAUGAUAGUACUAAUAAUGACACCAUUGCCAACUACGACUCAAAAUCAGAGUUUUAUCAAUACUCUCUUAACGAAAUCAUCCAUCUUCUUAUAUCCCAUAAACAAUUGCUAGAUGGCUUGCCCAUUGAGUGGGACCAAGGCAUCUUCAUAGCCUCCAGCUACUCGUCCAAAAACUUGCUUCAGUCUUCAAAUGCCUUUUCAAAGCACCAACUAUCUUUAGCAAACAAUAACAAUAACAAUAACAAUAACAAUAACAAUAGCAAUAGCCCAAAAUCCGCUAAAAUAAAAAAGAAAAAUACAAACAACAUUACUAAUACCAUUACUAAUGGUAACAUUAGCAUCAAUUCACUAAACCCCGAGGACUUUGAAGAUUCUUCUCACAUCAAAAAGUCUAAGAAAAGUAAACUCUCAAUCAACACCUCUUUAAACCCUCAGAACUACUUGUCCACAGAUUACACUUCCCACUCCUCUCACUCUUCCCACUCCUCCCAUUCUUCGGCAAAUUCUGCCUACAACUCUCCCUCCUCUUCAAAAAUGAUCAAAACUGAAUCGGUCUUUGAUCUUCCUUCCUUCAAUCUCUCCACAUGCUCUCCAACCUCUUCCACCUCAAACUUAUCCAAUUUAUCUCACAUAAAUAACUUCAAUAGCCUCAAUCUCAACGACCUCAAUAACCUCAACGACCUCAAUAACCUCAAUGAUCUAAAUAACUUCAAUAAUCUAAAUAACUUCAAUAAUCUAAAUAACUUCAAUAAUCUAAAUAACUUCAAUAAUCUAAAUACGAUAAAUACAAUAAACACUUUCAACAACAUUAACACUAUAAACAACUUGAACAACUUGAACAAUCUGCUUUUCAACAACACAAACUUGCCCUAUAACAAUACAAAACUCAUUCCAAAUUUCUUAAAUGAAUCCUUCCCCAUAUCAAAUCUAAAUCUAAACUGCAACUUGAACAUCUUAAACAACAACUUACCCACUCAAAACAACUUGUCCCCAAACUGGGACCUGUUCGAAUCACCACUAACCUCUCCUUCCUCCAAAUCUCUAAUCCUACCAAACUCAAACUCAAACAUAAACUUGUCUCCUAUAGAUAACUCUCUAAAUCUAUCAAAACCCCUAUCAAAUGGCCACAUAACAAAAUCUCAUAAAAGAUCUCUUUCUCACUCAAAAAACACUUCAAAGAAAUCUAUAUCCCUCAAUAACAACCUCAAUCUAUCUUCCUAUAAUCAAAAUUUAAACAAAACAACAUCACCAUUAUCGUCAACAAAUGACAAAAGCAACAUUUUGGAUAUCGAUAUAGAUCUCAAUUCUAUCAACGGAAUACUAGAAGACGUCAAAUUGUUUUCUCCCUCAAGUUUUAAUAACAAUAGUUUAAAUAAUAUAUGAUUAUUACCUUCACUUGCCCUGUAUAUUAUCCCUCAAUUUCAAUUGAGUUGUUUAAUGAUUAUAUUCUCUUCUCUUCUCUUGUAUGUUUAUGUUUUCAU
Molecule: messenger RNA, 2084 nt
Organism: Ascoidea rubescens DSM 1968
Lineage: Eukaryota; Fungi; Ascomycota; Saccharomycetes; Ascoideales; Ascoideaceae
Product: Zn(II)2Cys6 transcription factor domain-containing protein
Exons: 1
Coding region: 79-1986 (635 amino acids)
Biological process (GO): regulation of DNA-templated transcription
Molecular function (GO): zinc ion binding; DNA-binding transcription factor activity, RNA polymerase II-specific
Source: RefSeq, a predicted model, not a curated record